Molecule: messenger RNA, 1764 nt
Organism: Hibiscus syriacus
Lineage: Eukaryota; Viridiplantae; Streptophyta; Magnoliopsida; Malvales; Malvaceae
Product: nuclear pore complex protein NUP58-like
Exons: 6
Coding region: 38-1477 (479 amino acids)
Biological process (GO): nucleocytoplasmic transport
Cellular component (GO): nuclear pore
Molecular function (GO): structural constituent of nuclear pore
Source: RefSeq, a predicted model, not a curated record
UUUGAACCCUAAAAUUUCUCACCAAGGAAAAACAGCAAUGUCAUCGUUUUUUGCAACUCCACAACCCCAACAACCUCAGUCAUUGUUUCAACCCCAACAGCAACAAUCACCAUUUCAGCAAAGCAGCAGCCCAUUUUCCCAACCCCAACUGCAGCAGCCUCAGUUACAGUUUCCACAGCAGCAACAACAACAGCAGCAGCAGCAGCCCCUUUUUCUUUUUACUAAUGACAAGACUCCUGCUAAUUACAGCACCAAAUGGGCUGAUCUGCAUCCUGAUUCUCAAAAGUUUCUACUUCAAAUUGAGGAAAGGAUAUUGGAGUAUAGAGAUGAAAGCCAAAGGUUAGAUCAAUGUAGUCGCCUCUAUGAUUCUUCGGUUUCGCAUGAAGGUUUCGAGCAUGAUGCUAGCCACAUCAUUCAGGAACUUGGAGGAAUCACCACUGCCAUGGAGAGGCAGAAAGCUUUGCUGCAGGAAUUGAUGGUUACUGCAAAAGAUAUGUUAAGGAACACAGAGGUUGCUGUUCGUUCUUUCAUGAUGCUUCGGCCACGGUUCCUUCAUUCAAACAUGGGAGGCGCUUCAAAUGCCACUGCACCAUCCCAGGCUCCAGGGGCAGCAACGGCACCAGGUUCAAGUGCUCAACCAGCUGCUACAAGCAUGGUACCCGUUUUUGACUUUUACCAUGGGCUUCCCAAGAAGCCAUCUCCAUUUCUACAGUAUACCAUUGUUAGAUUUGAGAAAUAUUUGGGUGAGUGCCACCAGUGGAUUGAAGAGUUGGAACAGCUUCUCCUUUUGAAUUCGGACAGAAACUCUAUCAAUCAAGCAUCCUCGUUGUUGCAAUCUCUUCCAAAAGUCAUGUCUAAUGUUCAUGACUUUUUUGUUCACGUGGCUGCCAAGGCGGAGAGCAUUCAUCAAUACAUUGAAUCAAUGAAAACAGCAUAUCUUGCUGAUCACCGUCGUCGAGGAGAUGUUAAUGAUCCUUUUCUUGAUGCUGAUCGGAGAGAAACUGCUAAGCAAGAAGCUGCUGCUAAGAGGGUACAUCCAACCUUGCUUUUACCUGCAAAUUCUCAAACAUCAACUCAGGUUGCUGGGUUGCUUGCUGGCUCAGCAGCCUCUCCUGCAGCAGCCUCUGCCCCUCAGACAUCUGCAGCUCCAUCGGCAGCUUCUUCAGGAGGUGGAUUGUCUCUUUUUAGUACACCAUCUUCAACUCCUGCUUCUUCCAUGUCAUCUUCUCUGUUUGCAACUCCAACCACAGGUGCUUCCAUCCAAACAUCCCUCUUCAGCUCCUCAUCAGGAUCUCUCUUUGGAUCUGCAUCUACUCCCUCUCUUUUUUCUAGUAGCACACCAGCUUUUGGCUCAACUGCAUCUGCUGGAGGUUCUUUUUCAAUACCAUUUGCUUCAGGUGCUCCAACAGGAUCCGGUGCUAGCUUCGGGGCUGCAUCUAAAUCAUCAAGGCCGAAAUCCCGAACUGCCCGGCGUUAGUCAUAGCUUUAAUAAGGAAAUCACGGAACUGCCUUCUGUUCUCACAUAAAUUAUCCUUUGCACAUAAAGGUGACAGUUCCUCUGCCCAUUGUAUUCCUUUAAAGUGCAGUGCCAUUAGCUCUGGACGGGCUUAUUGACAGGCCGUACCAGCAGUCCAGAAGUGAUGACAAUUCUCGAUAUGGCCUACGGGUUAUUCCGUUGGGUCUUUUGCCCCUAACGCUCUAUAAUGACUAGACUCCACCCACUUUCACCUUGUUAUGGGACCCGACCCAAUACCCAUCUGUUCU